Messenger RNA from Tetrapisispora phaffii CBS 4417, 2463 nucleotides. It is a transcript of the gene NPP2, whose product is annotated as nucleotide diphosphatase/phosphodiesterase NPP2. Gene Ontology annotation, molecular function: nucleoside triphosphate diphosphatase activity; ribonucleoside triphosphate phosphatase activity. The record is from RefSeq and is a predicted model, not a curated record. Bases 1 to 2463 code for a protein of 820 amino acids. Gene Ontology annotation, biological process: nucleoside triphosphate metabolic process. The transcript has a single exon. NCBI's taxonomy places the organism in Eukaryota, Fungi, Ascomycota, Saccharomycetes, Saccharomycetales, Saccharomycetaceae.
AUGUCAGAUAUAGAUUCAUUUGAUAUAGAUAGUGAAGUUGAUGGUGUUAACGAGAUUUUGAAUAGUGAUUCUCAUCCAACAAAUAGUAAUGUUUGGAACAAUGUUAAAUAUUGGUUUUACAGAAACAGACUGUACUGGCAGUCAAUUAAUAAUAACUAUGUUGGUGAGAAUGGAACAAGUCGUGAUAAUGGAAGAGGUAUUCCAUUAUAUGAUUUAGAUAACAGUGGAGGUAGAUUAGAUCGUGAACACGAUGGCAGUUUGGAAUUCAAUCAUUCUGUAUUCAAUGGUAAACAUUCAGGUCUCAGUAGUUUUAUCAUAAGAAGAAAAUUAUUGAUAAGACUUAUAAGCGUGUUAGCUUUAUUUCUAACGUUCACAAUGCUAGUGAGUGGAUCGAUCAAGAGCACGCACCCUGAUCAAUUCACAUCUGCAUCAUUUUUGAAUAAUUUGAUAAACUCUCAUGAUUUCGAUCCUUAUAAGAAAUAUACCAAUGGAUCGCACCCGUUUUAUCCAUUGACUAUGAUGAUAUCUAUUGACGGUUUCCAUCCUGCUCUGAUCUCCAAGAAAAAUACUCCCUUUUUACAUUCUUUAUAUACAUUGGAGAAAGAGGACUAUAAUAUCACAUCAACACCUUAUAUGAUCCCUUCUUUUCCUGCACAAACAUUUCCAAAUCAUUGGUCCUUAGUUACAGGUGAUUACCCAAUUGACCACGGUAUUGUAUCGAAUUAUUUCCAUGAUAGUGUCUUAGAUGAUAUUUUUGAGCCGCAGAACGAAGAUCCAUUAUUCUGGUAUAAUGCAAGUGAACCGAUCUGGGAGACUAUUCAACGUGCUUAUGCUAAGAGAGAUUCAAGUGGUAAAUUAAUCGAUUUGCCAUAUAAAGUUGCCACUCAUAUGUGGCCAGGUAGUAAUGUCGAUUAUAGCAAAUUGGAAAAACUUAUAAAUGUCAAAGUUCCUGAAGAAAGAACUCCAUUUUAUAAUGUCAAAUAUAAUCAAAAGGAAACAUUUGAUGAAAAAUUGAAGAAUAUUUUAGCUUAUAUCGACGUGGAGGCAAUCUCAGAUAGACCACAAAUGAUUUUGAGUUACAUUCCACAAAUUGAUGCAUUUGGUCAUUUGAAUGGUUAUCCAAUAUCAGUUAGAAAUGGUAUUGAUGAAAAGAACACUAAAUCCGGCAAAGCGUUUGUUAAACUAUUAAAAGAACUAGACACAUUUUUUGAAACCUUAUUCAUGGAGAUAAAAGCAAGAAAUAUCGAGAAAUUUACAAACGUUUUGAUAGUCAGUGAUCAUGGUAUGAGUGAUAUUGACGUUCCGGAAAAUGUUAUUCCAUAUGAAGAAUUAUUAUCUGCUGAAUCUAGAAAAUCGUUAGUUUCUCAUGCCAUUUAUGAAGGCCCAAUACUAACACUUAAUGUCGAUAAGAAAGCCACGAUUAACUCAGUUUAUCAAGAACUUAAAAGAAAUUUAAAUCAACAAUUAUUAUCUCCAUUUUUCAACAUUUAUUUAAGUGGACAGUUUCCUCCAGAAUUUAACUAUAAUUUUGACGUUGAGUCGAAAGAGAAUGAUAUUUUAGCCAAGAGAAGAGUGCCUCCAAUUUGGGUUGUUCCCGAACCAGGAUUUGCAAUUAUGGAUAGUUCUGAUAUCAAGAAGAAAAAAGACACUAUAAUAGGGUCUCAUGGUUAUAAUAAUACACAUAUCGAUAUGCGAUCGUUAUUUAUUGGUGUUGGACCAUACUUCAAUAAAGGAUAUGUUGAAUCAUUUGAGAAUGUUGAAAUUUAUAAAUUAUUGUGUGACAUUAGUGGUAUUAAAUUAAAGGAUAGACACAUCAGCUUCCGUGAAAGAAAGAGCAUCAAUUCUGCUGUUGAAUCUUCAUCGAAUAAGAAUGAAGAAGAAGACGACUUUGAAACCAGUUUAAUUAAACACAACAAAGAUAUAUUCGAUGCUAACAACUUCGAUUUACUAUUGAUUGAGGACGAUUUUAGUUACAUUGAAGAUAAAUUCAGCAAAUGGAACACGUACAAUUAUAUCUGGGGUGGGUCUAAAGCAUGGGAAGAAGGGUACGAUGAUGAAGACGAUGAAACGUUAGAGAACGACACCGACAGUUACAUCGGCGGGAACAUAACCAUGGCAUCGAUGCCAGUCCCUGGAAUCCCCAGCAUCAUAUCGUCUCUAAUAUCUUCGAGUGCAAUCAUCACCACAGACAGUAGUGGAACCGCCCAUACAACCACAUUACUUCAACCAAACACAAUUGCUAGCACCACAAGUGCCACUACGAGCGCAAGUGCAAUUGCGAGUUCCAGUGCCAGUGAACUGGUCCCUAGCAACUCGACCCUAGGCGACAAUGUAAUCAACUGGUUCGGCAAUCUAAUUGACGAUGCCAAAGACUUAAUCGACGGCACAAAAGAACUGAUCGAUAAUGUCGUCGAUGAAGUAGAAGAAAUGAUGAACAACGAGGAAACAAGUGAAAGUAUAUAA